AAAACUUAAGCUUUGAGGAAAUGGGUUACUUAAGCUUUUUAAGAUAUGGGUUUAAUAUGUAUAGCAAGUUAUUUCAACAUAGGCUAGUUAGACAUUGAUUGAAAUCUUUAGUCCAUGAAAUAAUCAGGGGUUUGGACGGCGCUGAUCAAGUGAGAUCCUAUUCCUCCAUGGAAUUGCUAAGAAAAAGAGAGAGAUAUUCGAGGGACCCACACGUCCAAUUUGUUUUUGUGUUUCUCUUCCCUUUUCCAGCAAUUUUCAUUUGGAAUCAUUCAUCAUUGGGACAUAGAAUCUUUGUCAAUUUGUUGGAGGGGCCUCAUUCAGUAGGUGCCUAGUUAUUAAAACACCCCUCGUUAGGUUUAAUAUUACUUAUCCGUACUUUAGAAGAGGGGCAGUCCAAUUGAAUCCUUAAACCAGCAGGGACACAAAGGGGAAAUAUUGAAAAAGUAGUACAAAGCAUCGCAAACUCAAUAACAUCAGCAAGCAAAGUCAGAAGGAAGAAACAGACAAUAAACCCGCUCAAAUCAUCUCUCGAUUGCUAGAAUCUUUUCUUAACAGUCUCAUUCAUUCAUUAUUUUUGUGAUUGUUAAGCUCAUCGCACACAAAUAUAAGAAUCUUCAACGGGUUCUAUAUUUUUAUUGUCAGCCACUAUUAACACAGCUUUUAUAUGCCUGCCAGCUCACCAUCACCAAAUAUGCAUGAAUAUAUGGACGGCCACAGAGAACGCCUGCGCCGCAAUCAGCACAUUUUCACCGCCUUUGAAUUUUACCAAGUUGCAACGCCAAAGCUAAGUGCAUGUCAUAUUCAGUAAUAUGAAAAAUUAACGCGUUCAUAACUUAAAAAGGGUAUCAAAAUGGUAUAGCAAAGUAAAAAAUAUGUGCUUAAUUAGAUUUUUUGUCUGAAAAAGUAAUGUUAUAAUAUUUUUUACCAUAUAGGUUGUUCAUGAAAAGCAAAGAAGUUUCAGGUUCGAAUCUGUUCAAAGAAAUUUCAAACGGCAAAAGAGUACACAGGAGGAGGAGGAGGUUCACCCCACCCUCCCAACCCAUGAUGGGUUGAAAAGCAACCCUUCAAGUAACUCCUCCCCAUUAUGGCAGCACGUCCCUUGUUUCGUUUGGGGUCCAUGUUCCGUGCUCCUCCGCCUCCGGCUCCCACACCAGCACCGGCACCGGCACCACCACCAGCACCUGCACCUGCUCCGUCACCUGCACCUGCACCUGCUGCACCUGCUCGGGCACCUGCACCUGAACCUGCGCAAGUGCCAGCGGCACCUGCUCCAACUCCCACUCCUGCUCCUGCACCAGCAACGGCACCGGCACCUACACCUGCUGCCCCUCUGGCUCGACCUGCAUUUAGGCCGGUGGCUGCGCCUCCACCCACAGUCUCAGACCCCACUGCACCAGCAGGCCCAGCAGUAGCAUUUCGGCCUUUUUUUACCGGCACUGCAUCCGUUCCCUCAUCUCCAGUGGCUCCUAGAGUCCCUGCUCCCACAGUCCAAAAACCACCAUCUCCCACUGCCGUUUCUGUCACAUCUUCUGUGCCUUCAUCUCCCAAGCCCAAGGUUACUGGCCCUUCCUCUUCUGUGCCAACUUCCCCUGUUGCUAAAGCAGUGACAACAACCACUGCCUUCGCCAUUACUGAUACUAGAGACAAGCCAGCGGUUAAAACCCCACCUCCUUCCCCAAAGCCCAAACCCAGUGCUCCACCACCCUCUCCUUAUACCCUGCCACCUGCCCAACUCAAGCCCACUGCAGAACCUGAUUCCAGGGUUCCUGCAGAGGCCGAGAAAACCGUCACCAUUGACAAGCCCAAGCAAUUUCCCAGUGGCACCUCCCAGAGGGAAUUCCGUGAGCAUCAGACUUCUGGCAUCUUCCACAGUGAGAGGCAUGGGGUACCCAAGGAAGGGCAAGCAAGAGAGAAAGGUACUAAUGGCAAAAAGUUAACAGAAUAUGAAGAUGGCAUGAAGAUUAUCACAAUUGCAGGGGAAAACAGAGGUGCUUUCAUGGAAGUAAUCCAAUCCCCAAACAAAAAGCAACCUGCAGGUGGUGAAAACUCAAGCUAUCUCCACAAAAAAGGAACUCAUGUAGUGAGGAAGAAUGGCAGUGAUGCGGAAACCAAUAGCAGCACUAGCAGCGAUGAAGGAAGCCCGAACCGCAAAGGGAAAGCAAAGCAGAAGGCACUGCCAAUGAGUGCAUUCAUGAACAGCAAUGUCCAAGGCAUUAACAAUUCCAUCGUCUAUAACAGUUCCUGCACCCACCAUGAUCCUGGGGUUCAUCUCGCUCUCUCCAGGAAGCCUGCUGGUGGAGGAUUCCAUGUGAAGGAGUAUACAAGCGAGCAGAGCUAAGACAAGUUGGACACACAGAAAGAGAAUAUGAAACAAAAAAAGCUGCGCACUUUAACUUUUGUGUUUCGAAAUAGGAUAUUAUUAAUUAUGAAAAAGAAUAAAAACAGACCAAAAAAAAAAAAAAAAAUGGGAGUGAUGUGAGUGUUGUUAAUGGGCAGUGGUUUCUGAUUCUUCAUGGUUAGCUUCCACUUUUAUGGUGGAAUGUCAGUGAAGAUUGGCCAUUGCCUUGUGAUAAUAACAAGGGCAAUUGGCUUUUUUUAUUGUUAUUGAGAAUGGUAGAAUUUGAAUAUUACCAGCGGGUAAGAAAGUUGUUUGUGUAAAGGCCAAUUGUCAUAUUUAAUACACACUUAAAGAAAAAUAUUGGAUACUGUCA
This is a messenger RNA of Ziziphus jujuba (common jujube), 2711 nucleotides long. Its product is annotated as vegetative cell wall protein gp1. Lineage: Eukaryota; Viridiplantae; Streptophyta; Magnoliopsida; Rosales; Rhamnaceae. The record is from RefSeq and is a predicted model, not a curated record. The coding region runs from base 1085 to 2338 and encodes 417 amino acids. The transcript is spliced from 2 exons.